GCGCGUCCGCUCGCUGCGCUCCGGGACCGGCCACCGGGCCCUGCCCAGCCCCGGCGGGGCGGAACGGCUCGGCACGGCUCGGCACGGCAUGGGCCGGCCCGCAGCCCUCUGAAGCCAUGGAGCGGCGGGCGCUGUGCGCGGGGCUCUACUGGCUGCUGCUGCCGCUCGCCCUGCUCGCCGCCUGCCUGUUCCGCUUCAACGUCCUGUCCCUGGUGUACCUGCUCUACCUCCUGCUCCUGCCGUGGUUCCCGGGGCCCACCAACCGCGCCGUCUCAGGUCACACCGGCCGCCUCCUCAAAGCUCUCCUGGGAACCAGCAUCCUCUUCCUCCUCGCCCACUUCGUUUUCCAGAUAUGCCUCUACACGCUGCCCGUCCUGGACCAGCUGCUGGGGCCCAGCUGCAGCAGCUGGGAGGUCCUCGCCCGGCACGUCGGGGUCACCAGGCUGGACUUGGACGACCUCCCCAACUCGGUGCGCCUCGUGGCGCCCGACGUCGGCAUCCUGCUGGUCUCGUCCCUCUGCCUCUGCCUGUGCCGCCGCCUCGUCCCCAAGGCCGCCGCUGCCAGCCGCGGCCGGGCACCGGAGUCCCUGGAGCCCCUUGAGCGGGGGGAAGAGGAGGACGUGGAGCGGCACGGUGGCACGGCCGACGGGGACACGCCGCUCAGCGCCCGGCUGCGGGUGACGGCGCACUGGCUGCUGUGGGCAGCCGGGAAGGGGCUGGCCAUCCUGCUGCUGGCCUUGGCCGGGAUCACCCUGCCCUCCGCCUCCUCCAGCGUCUACUACCUGCUCUUCGUGGGGCUGUGCACAUGGUGGGCCUGCCACCUCCCGGCCAGCCGCAGGGCCUUCGACACCCUCUGCGUCCUCGUCGGCGUCUACGCUGCCGUCCACCUCCUCUGCCUCUACGCCUACCAAGCUCCCUUCGUCCAGGGGGUCUUCCCGCCCCCCACCAUCUGGGCACGGGUGUUCGGCUUCAAGGACAUCAUCCUGUACCGCAACUGCUCCCGGCCCAACGCCCUGGUGCUCAACACCAGCCACCCCUGGCCCGUCUACGCCAACCCCGGCAUCCUGCUGCUGCUCUACUACACCGUGGCCACGCUGCUGAAGCUGCGCAGGCUGGACGCCCGGAGAGCGGCGGUGCCGGCACAGCCGCCGUUGAGGGAGCUGGUGGAGCUGGAGAGCUGGCCCAAGGACACCGAUGGCGUGGCUGAGGACACCAAGCCCAUGCUGUCCCCCAGCACCGGGAAGCCGGGCAGCGGCACCGAGAACUGCACCGUCCACGUCAUGGGUGAUGUGACGCCGCCGGGCAGGAAGAGUCCGGCAGAGCGGCUGCCCCUGCAGGCGCUGUGGCACGUCAUCAUGAAGCAGAGCUACGUCUGCGCCCUCAUUGCCAUGAUGGUGUGGAGCAUCACCUACCACAGCUGGCUGACCUUCGUGCUGCUGCUCUGGUCCUGCCUCAUCUGGAUCGUGCGGAGCCGGCACCACUUCGCCAUGCUGUGCUCGCCCUUCCUGCUGCUCUACGGCGUGGCGCUCUGCAGCCUGCAGUACGUCUGGGGCAUGGACCUGGCCCCCGAGCUGCCCACCCGCGUCGGCCUCAUGAGCCUUGAGCAGCUGGGGCUGGUGCGCCCCAAGUACCCCUGCCUGGACCUGGGGGCCAAGCUCCUGCUCACCCUCACCUUCUGGCUGCUGGUGCGGCAGUUCGUCAAGGAGAAGCUGCUAACGAGGACGUGCCCGGCCACCCCGCUGCUGGAGGUGACCGUUUCGGACACGGAGCCCAGCCGGCAGCGGGACGUGCUGAAGGCGCUGGGCGCCCUGGUGCGGGAUUUCUACGCCAAGUACUGGAUCUGCGUCUGCGCCGGCAUGUUCAUCGUGGUGAGCUUCGCCGGGCGCCUCGUGGUCUACAAGAUCGUCUACAUGUUCCUCUUCCUCCUCUGCCUCACCCUCUUCCAGGUGUACUACAGCCUGUGGCGCAAGGUGCUGAAGGGCUUCUGGUGGCUGGUGGUGGCGUACACCAUGCUGGUGCUCAUCGCCAUCUACACCUUCCAGUUUGAGGACUUCCCCAUGUACUGGAGGAACCUGACGGGUCUCACCAACGAGCAGCUGGGUGACCUGGGCCUGGAGCAGUUCAGCGUCUCCGAGCUCUUCUCCAGCACCCUCAUCCCGGGCUUCUUCCUGCUGGCCUGCAUCCUGCAGCUCCACUACUUCCACCGCCCCUUCAUGCACAUCACCGACCUCGAGCACGUCCCCGCCACCGAGCCGCGGCCCCGACACAUCCCCAGACCCGAGGAGCUGCACGGGAGCCGCCUGCUGCGGGGUGCGGCCGUCGCCGAGAGCGCCGGGACUGAGGCGGGCGAUUCCGAUACCGCCUCGCAGGUGCCCACCAAGUGGGGGCUGGUGCUGGAGCGCCUCAUCGUGCUGGGCUGGACCUUCUCGGACACGCUGACCCGCGGGCAGGUCUUUGUGGGGCGCCUGCUGGAGCUCCACGUCCUCAAGCUGGUGGCUCUCUACACUGUCUGGGUGGCUCUGCAGGAGGUGUCGCUGAUGAACUUCUUGCUGGUGCUGCUGUGGGCCUUCGCCAUGCCCUACUGCCGCUUCCGCCACAUGGCCUCCUGCCUCUCCACCGUCUGGACCUGCAUCAUCAUCGUCUGCAAGAUGCUCUACCAGCUCAAGAUCGUCGAUCCCAGCGAGUACUCCAGCAACUGCACCCAGCCCCAGCUCAACAGCACCAACCUGAGCCCCGAGGAGCUGGGCAACUCCACGCUGUACCGCGGCCCCGUGGACCCCGCCAACUGGUUCGGCAUCCGCAAAGGCUUCCCCAACCUGGGCUACAUCCAGAACCACCUCCUGGUGCUGCUGCUGCUGGUGUUCGAGGCAGUGGUGUACCGGCGCCAGGAGUACUACCGCAAGCAGCACCAGCUGGCGGCCCCCGUCACCGAGACCGUCUUCGAGGACGUGUCCCGCGAGCACCUCGACCAGGGCUUGGGCAGCUGCGCCAAGUACUUUGUCAACUACUUCUACUACAAGUUCGGCUUGGAGAUCUGCUUCCUGAUGACGGUGAACGUGAUCGGGCAGCGCAUGAACCUCAUGGUGAUCCUGCACGGCUGCUGGCUCAUCGUCAUCCUGACGCGGCGGCGGCGCGCGGCCAUCGCCCGCCUCUGGCCCAAGUAUUGCCUCUUCCUCGUGCUCUUCCUCCUCUACCAGUACCUGCUGUGCGUGGGCAUGCCGCCCGCUCUCUGCGUGGACUACCCGUGGCGCUGGAGCCGGUCGCUGCCCAUCAACUCGGCGCUCAUCAAGUGGCUCUACCUGCCCGACUUCUUCGUGGCCCCCAAAUCCACCAACCUCAUCAACGACUUCGUGCUGCUGCUGUGCGCGGCGCAGCAGUGGCGGGUGUUCGCGGCCGAGCGCACCGAGGAGUGGCUGCGGGCGGCCGGCGAGAACGCGGACCGGCUGGACCUGGGGAGGGACCCCCACAACCCCACGCCCAACUUCAUCCACUGCCGGUCGUACCUGGACAUGGCGAAGGUGGUGGUCUUCCGCUACCUCUUCUGGUUCGUCCUGGUGGUGGUCUUCAUCACCGGGGCCACCCGCAUCAGCCUCUUCGGCCUCGGCUACCUGCUCGCCUGCUUCUACCUCCUGCUCUUCGGCACCGCCAUGCUGCGCAAGCCGGCGCGGGCGCGCCUGGUGCUCUGGGACUGCCUCAUCCUCUACAACAUCACCGUCAUCAUCUCCAAAAACAUGCUGUCGCUCCUGUCCUGCGUCUUUGUGCAGCAGAUGCAGAGCAACUUCUGCUGGGUGAUCCAGCUCUUCAGCCUGGUCUGCACCGUCAAGGGCUACUACGACCCCAAGGAGAUGGGCAAGGACCAGGACUGCUCGCUGCCCGUGGAGGAGGCUGGCAUCAUCUGGGACAGCAUCUGCUUCUUCUUCCUCCUGCUCCAGCGCCGCGUCUUCCUCAGCUACUACUUCUUGCACGUCAUGCUGGACCUCCAAGCCUCUGCCCUGCAGGCCUCCAGGGGCGUCGCGCUGUUCAAGGCCAGCAUCCUGAAGAGCAUGCGCUCCCACCGGCAGGCCGAGAAGAAGUCACUGGCCCAGCUCAAACGGCAGAUGGAGCGGAUCCGAGCCAAGCAGGAGAAAUACCACCAGGAGCGGCUGCCCGCCGGCGAGGGCCAGGAUGAGGCCAGGCCAGCGCCCGGUGGCCCGGCGGACCCUUCCCGGCAGAGGGAGCGGUGGUGGCGGCCAUGGUUAGACCACGCCACAGUGCUGCAUUCGGGGGAAUACUUCCUCUUCGAGUCGGACAGCGAGGAGGAGGAGGAGGCAGCAGCAGCAGUGCCGGAGGAGCCGCGGCCAGGCAGGCAGAGCGCCUUCCAGCUCGCCUACCAGGCCUGGAUGACCAACACCAGGACAGCGCUGCGGCAGCAGGAGCGGGAGCAGAUGGAGCUGCCGGGCGAUGAGCUCGGUGCAGGGGACAGCAGAGGAAGGGAAGAGGCGUUGGAGUCGCCUGGAGAGGCCGAAGGCCAGGAGGAGGAGGAGGAGGAGGAAGGAUCUGAGCGGGGCAACGUGCUGCAGCGGGCGCUGAACACCCUGCGCUUCCUGUGGGUGCUGUGCCAGGCCAUGGUGGACGGCCUGACCCAGUGGCUGGACACCUGCACGCGGGAGCACGCCGACAUGUCCACGGUGCUGCGGCUCGAGAGAUACGUCCUCACGCGGCGCCUGGCCAAGGGCGAGGACGUGCACCGCGGGGUCCUGGAUGAGCUCUACCUGCUGCCCCCCGAGGAGCCCCCCGAGGAGCCGAGCCCGUGGGUGUCUGGGGGUGCGGACCCCCAAAAUGGCGUCGCUUCCAGCGGGCGCGAUGGAGCCGAGCGCGGCCGAGGGGCUGAGCCCCCCCUGGCGGGGGGCUCGCUGCGAGCUGGCAGCCAGGAGCAGGGGACGAGCUGGGGGUCGCAGGAGGAUGUGGCUGGGUCUCGGGAGCUCCUGGCCCUGCCGCAGAACCGGACCCGGACGGCCAGCGAGCUGCUGAUGAGCAGGCGGCUGUACUUUGUGGAGCUGGAGGAGUCGGAGCAGUUCUAUCAGUCCCACAACCGCUUCCUGAAGCUGCUGCUGGCCAUUUACCGCUGCGUGGCUGCCCACUCCGAGCUGCUCUGCUACUUUGUCAUCAUCCUCAACAACAUGGUGACCGCCUCCGUCAUCUCCCUCUUCCUGCCCAUCCUCGUCUUCCUCUGGGCCAUGCUCUCCAUCCCCCGGCCCACCAAGCGCUUCUGGAUGACCGCCAUCAUCUUCACCGAGGUGAUGGUGGUGGUAAAAUACCUCUUCCAAUUCGGUUUCUUCCCCUGGAACGGCUACGCCAUGCUGGUGCGCAACGAGGGCAAGCCCUUCUUCCCGCCCCGCAUCCUGGGGCUGGAGAAGACCGACCGCUACAUCAAGUACGACCUCGUCCAGCUCCUGGUGCUCUUCUUCCACCGCUCGCUGCUGCUGUGCUAUGGGCUGUGGGACCAUGAGGAGGACCCCUUUGCCAAGAAGAAGCCAGAGGCAGAGCGGGCAGAGGAGGAGGAGGAGGAGGAGGAAGAGCGGCAGGAGGAAGCAGAGUCCACGGUGGUGGGCAAGGAGGGGACGGUGCCGCCAGCAGAGCCGGGGGCACCGGGUGCAGCCACGGGGCCGGAGGACGAUGCUGGGGGGCCGGAGGAGGGGGCCGGGGAUGCGGCCACCCAGCUGCGCUUCAGGAGGAAGAGGCGGCGGAGCAAGGAGACGAAGGCUGCGCUGGAGGAAGAGGAUGGCGAGGAGGAGGAAGAGGAGGAGGAGGAGGAAGAGGUGAAACAGAGCCACUCUCAGAAGAAGCUGAAGGCGUUGGGGCUCCGGGUCAAGCUCUUCUUCCUCACCGUGGCACAGAACACCUACCAGCCCGUGCGUGGCUUCUUCCGGGACAUCCUGCACACUCGGUACCGGGCGGCCACUGAUGUCUACGCGUUCAUGUUCCUGGCCGACGUGGUUGACUUCAUCAUCAUCAUCUUCGGCUUCUGGGCCUUUGGGAAACACUCGGCGGCCGCCGACAUCACCUCCUCGCUGUCAGACGACCAAGUGCCCGAGGCCUUCCUGGUCAUGCUGCUCAUCCAGUUCACCACCAUGGUGAUCGACCGUGCGCUCUACCUCCGCAAGACGGUGCUGGGCAAGCUCAUCUUCCAGGUCAUCCUGGUCUUCAGCAUCCAUCUCUGGAUGUUCUUCAUCCUGCCGGCUGUCACCGAAAGGUUGUUCAGCCUCAACACGGUGGCCCAGCUGUGGUACUUCGUCAAGUGCAUCUACUUCUCGCUGUCAGCCUACCAGAUCCGCUGCGGCUACCCCACACGCAUCCUGGGCAACUUCCUCACCAAGAAAUACAACCACCUCAACCUCUUCCUCUUCCAGGGGUUUCGCCUCGUGCCCUUCCUGGUGGAGCUGCGUGCCGUCAUGGACUGGGUCUGGACGGACACCACGCUGUCCCUGUCCAACUGGAUGUGCGUGGAAGACAUCUACGCCAACAUCUUCAUCAUCAAGUGCAGCCGUGAGACGGAGAAGAAAUACCCGCAGCCCAAAGGGCAGAAGAAGAAGAAGAUCGUCAAGUACGGCAUGGGGGGCCUCAUCAUCCUCUUCCUGGUGGCCAUCAUCUGGUUCCCGCUGCUCUUCAUGUCGCUGGUGCGCUCGGUGGUGGGCGUCGUCAACCACCCCAUCGAUGUCACCGUCACCCUCAAGCUGGGGGGGUACGAGCCACUAUUCACCAUGAGCGCCCAGCAGCAGUCCAUCCAGCCCUUCACCCCCCAGGACUACGAAGCCCUGACGAACCAAUUUGAGAGGCAGCCGGUGGCCAUGCAGUUCAUCACGCUGUACGGCUACGAGGACAUCGUCACGGCGCGCAUCGAGGGCAGCUCGGGCUCGCUGUGGAGCAUCAGCCCGCCCAGCCGGGAGCAGAUGCGGCGGGAGCUGCAGAACGGCUCCUCAGACAUCACCCUGCGACUCACCUGGACCUUCCAGAGGGACCUGGGGAAGGGCGGCACGGUGGAGCACACCUUCGAGAAGCACACCACAGACCUCCAGCCCGGCGCGCCCGAGCGCAUGGAGCUGGCCCAGCUGCUGCAGGGCACCCGCGACGCCCCCGUGCAAGUGCCCAAGCUCUUCCCCAAAUACAUCCGGGCACCCAACGGCCCCGAAGCCAACCCCGUCAAGCAGCUGCUGCCAGACGGAGAGGACAGCUACCUGGACGUGGAGGUGCAGCUGAAACGGGAGCGCGUGGGCUCGGGGCAGGGCAGCGACAGCUUCUUGGAGUGGUGGGUGGUGCGGCUGAAGGACGCCCCCCCGCGCGACGGCAACAUCCUGCCCAUGGUCAUCUUCAACGACAAAGUCAGCCCCCCCAGCCUGGGCUUCCUGGCCGGCUACGGGAUCAUGGGGCUGUACGUCUCCAUCGUGCUGGUGAUCGGGAAGUUCGUGCGGGGCUUCUUCAGCGAGAUCUCGCACUCCAUCAUGUUCGAGGAGCUGCCCUGCGUGGACCGCAUCCUGAAGCUGUGCCAGGACAUCUUCCUGGUGCGGGAGACGGGCGAGCUGGAGCUGGAGGAAGAGCUCUACGCCAAGCUCAUCUUCCUCUACCGCUCCCCCGAGACCAUGAUCAAGUGGACGCGGGAGAAAGAGUAAGGGGAAGGGGCUCUGGCCCCCUCCCCGGGGACAUCACCGCCAAUGCCUUAACCAGCCCUGCGGGGGCCGCAUCCUGCCGGGGGGUGCAGGACGGCGCGCUGGGCGAGCCCGGGCUCUCGCUUUUAAAAGGAGGAGCUUUCUGUU
This is a messenger RNA of Cygnus atratus (black swan), 7790 nucleotides long. It is a transcript of the gene PIEZO1, whose product is annotated as piezo type mechanosensitive ion channel component 1. Gene Ontology annotation, cellular component: plasma membrane; endoplasmic reticulum. Gene Ontology annotation, biological process: cellular response to mechanical stimulus; detection of mechanical stimulus; regulation of membrane potential. Gene Ontology annotation, molecular function: monoatomic cation channel activity; mechanosensitive monoatomic ion channel activity. NCBI's taxonomy places the organism in Eukaryota, Metazoa, Chordata, Aves, Anseriformes, Anatidae. The transcript has 51 exons. Bases 117 to 7646 code for a protein of 2509 amino acids. The record is from RefSeq and is a predicted model, not a curated record.